AUAGUGCUCCUGUCACCAUGGGAGGUUUUGCCAUGAGAGCUCAGACGGCGUGAAGCUCCCUGAGAGAGAGGAACGCAGGAACGCAUCCGAGCAGCAGUCUUUCAUCAGACGUUAGCCUAAAGAGAGACCAGAGACAGAGACCGAGGGGGGCAGAGGGAGGACGAAGUCCAGCAAGCAACACCGCAGAACCACACGGGACCGACUUGUGGAGGACAGAGACUAACAACUAAUCCAGACCUGAACUGAUCAUUCCACAACGGAAAACUUUACAACGUUCCAGCUGUAGGAGGAGGACCGAAGGGACGGCCUGUGUGCACAAUGUCUAAACAACCAACAACAAACGUGAAAGCUUUACAGGCCAACCUCAAUAUUCCGAUGGGAGCUCUGCGUCCGGGGGCGGGACAUCCUGUAAAGAGGAAAGAUGACACGGAGGAGGUACCGGCCGUCACUCCAGAAGAAAAGAAACAACUUCCUGGUGCAGUGAAACUUCCAGGGCCAGCAGUUAACCUUUCUGAGAUCAAGAAUGUGAAAAGCGAGCUCAAAUGGGUCACUAAAGACUAGACGUACUUAGGUGCCCUGCCUUGUCUUGUGUUGAGGAAGAGGACAGACAGUUCUACCAGCUCUACUUAUUCCAUUUCUGAUUCUUUAAGACAAUCUUCAUCAACUCCUGCUUUUCUGGCUAAUGGCAAAAACAAGAUGUCCAUCUUUCAUCCAAGUGCAAUAACUCGUCAACAGUUUCCGUCUUCACAACCUGCAUAGCGAAGUUUACUUCUGGUUCAAGACUGGAUUAAAUCCCAGGCUGCAUUUAUCCCAAUUUGCUUGCGAAUUCUAGAACCAGUUUCAGAUCUGGUACGGAAUCUCAGUUAUCUCUAAUCUUUGGUACUCGGCACAAUUAUGAUCCAAGAAUGGCUCAGGUUAUUUUAGAAGACGAGAGCCACAUAACAGCUAUUAUAGUUCCAAACCCAUGCCAGAAGUCAUCUCUAAUUAGAUGUAGACUUCGGUAUUGAAUCUUAUCCUUCUCUCACUCGAGAUGCUGCAGUGAAUACUGGUCUAAAUCUGGUUCUCCAAGAUCAACAGUAAUAAAACGUACACAGAAAUUCUCGAAUUAUUCUUUAUAUUUACUCUUUAUCCAUUUGCUGAUAAAAAAACAAUCUUAUCCAUGAUGCUGGGAAGAGUACGGCUCAAAAGUGAUCCAAACCCGAUUUCCAGAUUAAAGGGCAAUGAUGGGUGUAUUAGCACCCAAUCCCAGCAUGCAGUUCUUGCUCGUAUUGGUGUAAACAUAAGCUAGAACCAAUUAACACUCGAGUACUGAAUCUCAUUCAUCUCCAAGCCCAGGUAUUGCAAAUAAUGAUGGUCCAGACUGGUUCUCCAUCUGAGAGAUGCAUAACAUCUGAUCACUGUACAAUCACAAAACUAAACAUAUCUAUUUUAUAUCUGCUAAGCACAAUUUAACUCAAAACUCACAAACUAUGGUGAAAAUCUAGAUGAGAAUGAGCCAUCUCAUUGCCAAGAUUCUGCAAGCCAUAUAGUUCAAGUCCAGAUCUCCAUUUUACAUUGAACAGUCAUUAUUGUAUUUCUCUUGACCCAGAUACUUCAAAAAAAUGAUAACCAUCCAGAUUAGAGUGUGCUGCCCUAAAUACUGAAAGCUGUACGAGUCCUAAAUGAUCCAGAUUAGUUCUCCAUGUUACAGUACCAAAUCAAACCCCAGCACACAUUUAUUAUUGUAGGUUUCUCUGUACCAUCUUAAUGAGGCACAAACUGCUUGGGACUGAAGGAGAAAAUCUGGAAGGUCAUGCAAUUGUGGACCUUCUUCAAAAUGUGAAGAAUUUAACCAAAUCCGGUCUUAGAAACUUAAAAGCAUGUUGAUCACAUAGAUCACAGCAGCCUAUCAGUCAUCACUGUACCAAAUCCCAGCCACUGGUAUCAAACUUCUGCCAUCUCCUGACCCUAAUGAAUGUUGGCUCUUGAUGAUGAGAGAUGAGAGAUAAAAGCAACAAGGUCGUGCCAGUUCCUAACAAAUCUCAAGCGUUUUGGACGCAUCCCCAAUCAUCCCACAUGGUGUUUGCCACCAGUGGUGGUAGACGAUACCCGAUAUUGAAGACAGUGAUACCGUGACCUCUGACUCGGUGACACUUCUUGACCAAAAACUUUUGCAAUGUAGGUGUUAAAGUACAGAACCGAAACCUGACGAGGAAACCACAUACUGCACAAUUUAUACACACAAUAAUGGCAAGUAAGCAGUAAGACUUCUGCUCUGAUGAUAAAUGUUUUAAUCUUCUGUGUGUGUGUGUGUGUGUGUGUGUGUGUGUGUGUGUGUGUGUGUGUGUGUGUGUGUGUAUUUUAUCUGUGGUCCGAUUCCGCAAGCUUCUUUACUGCCAUGUGUGAAGUCCCAUAUUUGAAUUCCUUUUAUAGAAGCUGAAUCCUGAUGUAGCCUGCUGAUUAGUCCGUGUUGUUCGUGUUAAUAGUAGCAAAUGUCGUCUCAGUUCAGUUAUUCUGAACAAACGUGAGACUUGGGGAAAAAAAACGUUUUCAUACUUCAUGGUCUUUUCCUUUGAACUGCAGUUUUUUUUUCUUUGCUAUUGUUCUCCGCUUCGUGUUCGAGAGCGUGUAGGCUGACAUGCAAUAAAAACACGAUUUCUCAGUGUCUCGCCGUAGGAGGCUGAAGCAAUCGCAUGUUGUCUUCGAGCAAACAGAACCGAAUUUCCAGCACGUUCUCACUGUUUUAUUAGCUCGUAAAUGUAAUAUCUGUGAAGAGCAUUUUCUCUUUUGUGUUUUUUCUUCCUCCUGUGGAACAGCAGCACAUCCAUGAAAGUGUCCUUAUUGAAGGUUCUGACCAGAGUUAGAAGGGCUAGCAGAAAAAUUAUGAUAUCAUGCGUGAAGUAUAAUAAUAAUUAUAAUAAUAAACACUAAAUGAAAAUAUAAUGCCACA
Messenger RNA from Silurus meridionalis, 2929 nucleotides. It is a transcript of the gene smpx, whose product is annotated as small muscle protein X-linked. Lineage: Eukaryota; Metazoa; Chordata; Actinopteri; Siluriformes; Siluridae. The record is from RefSeq and is a predicted model, not a curated record. Bases 319 to 561 code for a protein of 80 amino acids. Gene Ontology annotation, cellular component: costamere; muscle tendon junction; M band. The transcript has 6 exons.